This is a messenger RNA of Fraxinus pennsylvanica, 615 nucleotides long. The record is from the annotation of a GenBank genome assembly. Lineage: Eukaryota; Viridiplantae; Streptophyta; Magnoliopsida; Lamiales; Oleaceae.
AUGAAGACAUCACCCUUCGACCGGGCGCUGAUUAUCUGCUUCGGAAGUUACGCUACUGCAAAACCCAGUGGUCUAUCUUAUGGACAAGGUCUUUCAGCUCCUGAGCUACUACCCACAAAUCAUCGCCAGGCAUCGGGUAAAGACAUCAUGACGACAGUGGGUUAUGUAAUGAAGCGUUCUCGGGAAGAAGAUUUUGCCAAGAGAGGCGCCUUCCCAUUUUGUCCAACAGAAAAUGGAUUGAUAUUUUUGCCCCUUAAUUAUGAACUACACAUAUCAUCUCAGCUGCAAGAAGUCGAUGCAAUUCUUCACAAAGCAACUGAUGAGAUUAUGGCUGUUGAAAUGGGAAGUCCUGCAGAAUCUGCUAAAAAAAAUACUUUUACAAGAAAUAUGGAGGAAUUGCAAAGGUAUAUUGAAUGCCAAUCAGGAUGCUGUGUAAUUGACCCUUUCAGUUACAUUCACCCUGUAUUGGACCGGCACAAAAUUCAGCAGAUUCUACUUGGUUUGGAAAAUCUCAAAAUAAAAGGCCACUGUAAAAUUAGGUGCUCCCAUUUUCUCAAGGUUGAUUGCUUUAAUGAGCGCAAUUUAUGGUCAAACCUCAAGUUGCAUGUGGUGUAG